CCUCCCCAUUAUCCUCUUUUAAGCUAAUCUUAGUUAACACCUAGCCUUAGCCAUGUCCACGAAAACCAUGAACAACUCUACAGUAGUCAGCAGCAGAAAGGAAAGAUUCCUCCACAAACUCAAGCUCAUCGGCCUAGUCCCACAACCUCAAACUAACUACCACCUCAACAAAACUACUCCACAAAUCAAAGAGGCAGAAGAAGAACCCCAUGAUCAAGUGGCGGCGGUGAGGUGUCCGCCAGGUGGAGCCGAGGCUGCGAUCCUCUACACCACGAGCUUACGGUCGAUACGGAAGACGUUCGAGGACUGCCACUCCAUCCGCUUCCUGCUGCAGAGCUUCAAGGUGGCGUUCCAGGAGCGCGACGUGGCGAUGGACUUGGGGUUCAGGGAUGAGCUGUGGAAGGUGAUCGGCGGCGGCGGGAGAGUCGUCCCGCCGCGGCUUUUCGUCAGAGGGAAGUACAUAGGGGGAGCUGAUGAAGUCAUCACUCUGCACGAACAGGGGAAGCUGAGGAAGCUGUUCGAUGGAAUCCCGACGGUGGGUUCGCCAGCAGGCAAUUGCGGGUGCGCCGGCUGUGGCAACUUGAGGUUUGUCGUGUGCACCAAUUGUAAUGGUCGCCGGAAGGUGGUGGCAAUCGGCGGCGGCGAGCAGGAAGGUGGUGGUGGUGGUGGUGGGGAUUUUGUUAGGUGCUUGGAGUGUAACGAGAAUGGACUUAUGAAGUGCCGCAUUUGUAGCUGAAGUAGGUACUCUGUCGACACUAUAAUGUGCAUUGGUAUGUGGUAGUGGAUAGCUGUUUGUUAGUGUAAAAUAAUGAAUGGUAUUCUAGGACUUGUUUGUAAAAUGGUAAAAUUAAGAUUUGGUGAUUUU
Messenger RNA from Linum trigynum, 865 nucleotides. The record is from the annotation of a GenBank genome assembly. NCBI's taxonomy places the organism in Eukaryota, Viridiplantae, Streptophyta, Magnoliopsida, Malpighiales, Linaceae.